Notothenia coriiceps (black rockcod) is the source of this 1504-nucleotide messenger RNA. Its product is annotated as paired amphipathic helix protein Sin3a-like. Gene Ontology annotation, cellular component: Sin3-type complex; chromatin. Gene Ontology annotation, biological process: negative regulation of transcription by RNA polymerase II. NCBI's taxonomy places the organism in Eukaryota, Metazoa, Chordata, Actinopteri, Perciformes, Nototheniidae. Gene Ontology annotation, molecular function: transcription corepressor activity. The transcript is spliced from 8 exons. The record is from RefSeq and is a predicted model, not a curated record. Bases 266 to 1504 code for a protein of 412 amino acids.
UGUGACCAAUCACAGUUUAGACUGGGAGGAGACUAGCCCGCCUUCAUGUUGGACACGCCUCUAUGUUCAGGGAACACCGCUUCAUACAUACACUGUUGUUAGCGACGUAGCCUCUCCGGCCAAUUUCUUUUUUGACAUUUCCAUUUGCGACCACUUCUAAUAACUUCACUUUUUGUUAGGGCCAGCUGAAUGCACGAGUAGUGGUUCACUGGGUCAAAGUGUUGCUGGUGGCAGUCCUGCGAGCCCCUUUGAGUAUGCGUAUACAAUGAAGAGGCGUGUGGAGGACCAGGAACCGAUAUUUGCGCCCCAGCAACAGCAAGUACGUCGUCCCCAAGUUCAAGGCAUUGCAGACAGCUUCCAGCACCGGGCCCUCGCCCCGGCCCCUACUGUGAUAGAGGCAUCUGCAGACAACAUGCAGCCAUCCACCGGCAUCCAGUACUCUCUCCCCCAAGGCUACCAGGUGCCAACAUUGCCUCAGAGCACAGGUGGACAUGGACACGGACAUGGACAUAACAACACUGCCCCUCAUGUUGGUCCCCAUGCACACAGCCUGGCAGUUCAGUCCCAGGGACCCACAGUGGUCCAGGGUCACGUCCAUCCACCUGCACCCAUGACUUCUACCCAAGGACAGCAGUUUCAGCGACUAAAGGUGGAAGAUGCCUUGUCCUAUCUGGAUCAAGUGAAGCUGCAGUUUGGGAAUCAGCCACAAGUUUACAAUGAUUUUCUUGAUAUUAUGAAAGAGUUCAAGUCACAGAGCAUAGACACUCCUGGAGUCAUUAACCGCGUGUCCCAGCUCUUCAAGGGCCACCCAGACCUCAUCAUGGGUUUUAACACCUUCUUGCCACCCGGAUAUAAAAUUGAGGUUCAAACCAACGAUCUAGUCAACGUAACCACGCCAGGCCAGAUCCACUACAUCACGCCUCAUGGUAUUUCUGUUCAUAACAUCCCUAUAAGUGGAGCAUCCAGCCAACCUGCAAGCCACAACCAGCACCAGAGUCUGCCACAGGCUGUCCCCCAAACCCCCACCACAACUACCACUGCCCCACCUGCCCCCACCCAACCGGCCCCGAGUAAAACCAGCAAGCCAAUUCAGUCUCCAGCCCACACACCCACCAGCCAGCCCAACCCAUCCAUCCCUUCCUACGCCUCACCGCGCUCACCUUCAGUUCAGUCCCACACUCCUGUGAGCAGCACACCGUCCGCAGGGCCACCUCUCCAAAACAACCAGCCUGUGGAGUUCAACCACGCUAUAAAUUAUGUCAACAAGAUCAAGAACCGCUUCCAGGGCCAGCCGGACAUCUACAAAUCCUUCCUGGAAAUACUUCACACAUACCAGAAGGAACAACGAAACGCUAAAGAAGCAGCAGGUAACUACACCCCAGCACUGACUGAGCAGGAGGUCUACACUCAGGUGGCGAGACUCUUCAAGAACCAGGAGGACCUGCUCUCAGAGUUUGGACAGUUCCUGCCCGAUGCAAACAGCUCGCUGGUGAGUGCCUUUUAG